Penicillium vulpinum is the source of this 279-nucleotide messenger RNA. RefSeq lists its product as uncharacterized. The transcript is spliced from 4 exons. Bases 1 to 279 code for a protein of 92 amino acids. The record is from RefSeq and is a predicted model, not a curated record. Lineage: Eukaryota; Fungi; Ascomycota; Eurotiomycetes; Eurotiales; Aspergillaceae.
AUGCAGCCCAUUUUCUUCUUUAUUAUGCUGUUCUUUGGCCUCACACUCGCCGCUCCGAUUAUAACGACCUCAUACGAUUUAAGUGAUAAGAAAUAUGUUGUGCGCUCGGUGAGACCUAUUGCUCCUAUCACUGGGACGAUUGUUUUGCCAUAUUUUGUUGCUAAUGCAGAUAAGGAUGUGAAUGAACUCGAGGAUACAGAGGUAGUCGACACGCAGUCAAAUACUUCUGACGACCCACAAAAGAGUUUCUUGGAUGUGAGUCACAAUCUAAAGCGAUAA